Messenger RNA from [Candida] anglica, 1917 nucleotides. The record is from the annotation of a GenBank genome assembly. Lineage: Eukaryota; Fungi; Ascomycota; Pichiomycetes; Serinales; Debaryomycetaceae.
CGAAUUUGCCCGGCUGAAAUUUUUACACACUCCAUACCCACGGUCUAUAUUAGUCUCUCGGACUCCAUCAAUCCUGCCAGCAAUCCCCGUUCUCUUUUCUCAUUUGUCAGUCCUGCCAGUUUUUGCCAGUUUUGCCAGUUUUGCCUGUUUCUCCCACCCUGAAACCCAGGCCUUCCUAGCCAGUCCUGUCCCUGCCAAUCCCUCCCACACUAACACUUGCUGCGCGCGCGCCUUGACUCUUAACUCCUUGGUGUAACUUCUCGAAUCGAACAAAAUUUCGCACAUCGAACAUUGACUCAAAUUUUCCGUCUUCUUUGUUUAAAUUGAUUCCUUUUUCUUCUUCCCAUCGUUGUCCCUAGCCCUCACUGGAUAUAUGGACCUCGAGUGUCUGUGACCCCCCCCCCAAUCCCCCUAACUCACUCCCAAGCUGCUCCACCCAUAGCUUGUUCCGGAGCUGCCCAAAAAUUUUUCUUUUUCCACACCCUGUACAUUCCUUUCCCUCCGAGCCGACCGUUCUGUUGAUCCAUAGGACACACACUCAAAUUUACACCCAUUUUAGAACCAUAACUAUUCACUCACACAUUGGCAUUUCGUUUUGAAACAUGCCCACACAAACUCAGUUGAGCCAGUCUCUGAACCCGAACCCGAGCCCGAGCCCGUGUUCGAACCCGCUGGCGGCUGUAGACCUGUCCGUCCCAAUGUUAGCGGUGAAAACUUCGAAAGCAUGGGUUCUUCCUCCAAGACCAAAACCUGGGAGGAAACCAACCACUCUGUGCAAAGAAAAGAAACGAAGAGCGAAAUCGAUAGCGACAGAGACAUCUGCUAGACCCGGUGGUAGUACCAGCCCAGCUAACUUAGGCUCAUCUCCAGGACCUAGUCCAGGAGUUUACUCUGGUCCAGCCAGCACCAAUAAAGUCAAUGCUAACACCACCCAGGCUGCAAUUGGCGGGUCCCUCGCCACCAAUGGUUCUGCCAUUGGGUUGCCAGUCUCCUCCUCCUCCUCCACCACCCCAUCUGCUUCUACGCUUCUGCGCCAUAUCACCACCAUUGAAGCUGAAAAUUCAUCGCUUAAAACUCAUCUCCUUUCUCUUAUCCAAGAGUACACCCAUCUUCGGUCUGUCGUGCUUACAGACACUUCUAUGGCCGGGAACUCCGACCAUGGCAACCUUCUUCACCAGCUGGCUGCAUCCACUCGUAAACGGUCCUUCACAGACUUCCUUGCCCUGGACCCAAUGAAUGAGCUCAUUGAUAACAUGAGCGAUUUGUCCCACAGCACUCCUGGUGCCACUUCAGGCCAUCCAUACCUCUACAGCACCGAUUCAGAAGAACUCAAAUCUCCAGAAGAUAUCGAUGAAGAUGAAGAAUUGUUCAACUUUAUUAACCUUGAAGAUACAAGCGGUGAAUUACAAGAACAACCUGCCAAUGCACACGGUUUACGUAGCGAUGACGAUAUAGACUUUGACAUGGACUCUCCAGCCCUUUCUAGAACAACGUCUCCUUCAGAGACAGACUGCGAGAACUCGCUCAUGACAUCAUUGACCCGCUCCACCACAGUGCUGACCAAUAACUCUUCCUUUAUGUUACAUGACCACCAUCACAGCCACAAUCUCCACCACCCACACCAGAAGAAACUGUAUGGUGGCCAGAUGUUCAAAGACCAACCAUACAACUUCUAUUCACUCCCACAAUUCGACUCCGUAGACGACCAGUAUGGCUUCACGUUCGACCACAAGCUCAGUGCCCAAGAGAAAUACACGCUGAUGCUCAAAGAAGACCAAUACAACCUGGUGACAGACUUUCUUGAAGAAAGGCUUAUAGCCAACGAUAUGAAUUAUUACGUACAAAACAGACAUGACCUUUAGACAGGAUUGACUUUAUUUAACUAUUUAUUAACGAUUUAUGAUAACUUUAGAUUAA